Molecule: messenger RNA, 3689 nt
Organism: Elephantulus edwardii (Cape elephant shrew)
Lineage: Eukaryota; Metazoa; Chordata; Mammalia; Macroscelidea; Macroscelididae
Gene: ASIC1
Product: acid-sensing (proton-gated) ion channel 1
Exons: 10
Coding region: 1-1680 (559 amino acids)
Biological process (GO): sodium ion transmembrane transport
Cellular component (GO): membrane
Source: RefSeq, a predicted model, not a curated record
AUGCCCAUCCAGAUAUUCUGCUCUGUGUCGUUCUCCUCCGGGGAGGAGUCACCAGGGCCUUUGGGAGAUGUUUGGAGUCCCCACCAACAGCAGCGACGGGAUAACUCAGAAUCGGAAGAGGAGGAGGAAGAGGAGAAGGAAAAUGAAGCCGCGAAGGUGGAAAGUGAGGGGGAUUUGCCUGUGGACUUGGUGACCUUUGCCAACAGCUGCACCCUCCACGGUGCCAGCCACAUCUUUGUGGAGGGGGGUCCGGGGCCAAAGCAGGUCCUGUGGGCGGUGGCCUUUGUCCUGGCACUGGGUGCCUUCCUGGGCCAGGUUGGUGACCGUGUGGCUUAUUACCUCAGCUACCCACACGUGACUCUGCUGGACGAGGUAGCCACCACGGAGCUGGCCUUCCCGGCGGUCACCCUGUGCAACACCAAUGCUGUGCGGCUGUCUCAGCUCAGCUACCCUGAUUUGCUCUAUCUGGCCCCCAUGCUGGGGCUGGAUGAAAGCGAUGACCCUGGGGUGCCCCUUGCCCCACCCGGGCCUGAGGCCUUCUCUGGGGAGCCUUUUAACCUGCACCGGUUCUACAAUCGCUCCUGCCACCGGCUGGAGGAUAUGCUGCUCUAUUGCUCCUACUGUGGGGGGCCCUGUGGCCCCCACAACUUCUCAGUGGUUUUCACGAGGUAUGGAAAAUGUUACACGUUCAACUCAGGCCGGGAUGGGCGGCCACGGCUGAAGACCAUGAAGGGUGGGACCGGCAAUGGGCUGGAGAUCAUGCUGGAUAUCCAGCAGGAUGAGUACCUGCCUGUGUGGGGGGAGACUGAUGAGACAUCCUUUGAGGCAGGCAUCAAAGUGCAGAUCCACAGUCAAGAUGAACCUCCUUUCAUCGACCAGCUGGGCUUUGGUGUGGCUCCAGGCUUCCAGACCUUCGUGGCCUGCCAGGAGCAGCGGCUCAUCUACCUGCCCCCGCCCUGGGGCACCUGCAAAGCUGUUACCAUGGACUUGGAUUUCUUCGACUCCUACAGCAUCACCGCCUGCCGCAUUGACUGUGAGACUCGCUACCUGGUGGAGAAUUGCAACUGUCGUAUGGUCCACAUGCCAGGGGAUGCCCCAUACUGCACUCCAGAGCAGUACAAGGAAUGUGCAGAUCCUGCUCUCGACUUCCUGGUGGAGAAGGACCAAGAAUACUGCGUGUGUGAAAUGCCUUGCAACCUGACUCGCUAUGGGAAGGAGCUGUCCAUGGUCAAGAUUCCCAGCAAAGCCUCAGCCAAGUACUUGGCAAAAAAGUUCAACAAGUCUGAACAGUACAUAGGGGAGAACAUCCUGGUGCUGGACAUUUUCUUUGAAGUCCUCAACUAUGAGACCAUUGAACAGAAGAAGGCCUAUGAGAUUGCAGGGCUCCUGGGUGACAUUGGGGGCCAGAUGGGGCUGUUCAUCGGGGCCAGCAUCCUCACAGUGCUGGAGCUCUUUGACUAUGCCUAUGAGGUCAUUAAGCACAAGCUGUGCCGAAAAGGAAAGUGCCAGAAGGAAGCCAAAAGGAGCAGUGCAGACAAGGGUGUGGCCCUCAGCUUGGAUGACGUCAAAAGACACAAUCCUUGCGAGAGCCUCCGUGGCCAUCCUGCCGGAAUGACGUACGCUGCCAACAUCCUACCUCACCAUCCAGCCCGAGGCACGUUUGAGGACUUUACCUGCUGAGCCCUGCAGGCCACUGUACCAAAGGCCUAGAUGGGGAGGGCUAGGAGAGCAAGGGGCCCCCCACUGCCCCUCAUCUGUCCUGGGAAUUCACCCCACACUCCCAGGACAGCCCCCCACUCCUAGGCAGUUCUUUCCUCUUGUCUGUGGUGAGGAAGGAGUCUUGACCUUAGAGUCUUACUCCUGCCUCUUUCCCAUUCUUUUUAUUUUUAACAAAACUAAUCUUAAAGACAUUAAAAAAGAGAGAAAGGGGCAAGGGACCUCCGGUGGUCCCUCUCUGCUCCAUGCUGCCUCCCCCAGCUCCCAGCCUGAAUUCUGUCUGUCUGGCUGUCUGUCAUCUGAAUGUUCACCUACAUUUGCUGCCACCAACCACCAAAGCCCCCUCCCAGUGGGGAGGGGGUUGAGGGGAUCCCCGGGGUCUCUAAUUUUUGCCCCAAACCAGAGAAUGUACCUUGAGGGGGAGGGCUAGUGGGGGGCUUCCCCAGCCUUAAGAGACCCUCUCAGUCCAGUGACCCCCCAACCCCAUCUCCAGGCAGGAACUCAGACCCCAGUCCCGUCCUCUCACACCAUGUGGAGUCCUUAGGGAGAUGCGUAGGGGAAUCCCCUGAAGAAGUGGAGAUGGGGCAGAAUGUGACCCUGGUGCUGUAGGCCACAUCUUGAUACCUACAAGCUAACUCUCACCCCAGAGCUGUAGCGGCUGGAGAGAAAUCCCAAGAGGCAGCCCUCUACCGUCCCAUAAAAGACCCUGCUGGUUGGCUUCCAGCUCAGGGAGAGGGGCACUGGUGCCCAACCUCACUAGUCCCUCUCCUAGGGGUCCCUGUAGGGGGCCACAUCCAUAAAUUUUCUUAUGGAAUUCCCCAAGUCCUCUUCUCCAGUUCCAUUUGCUUCUCUCAACAACCUCAUCUGCAUUUUCUAUUUCUAUAUGAUACAGACUCUAUAUUGCUAUAUCUCUGUAUAUACUUUCCCCAAACCCUGUCUGUCUCCACACCCAAUCCCGUCUUGUUUCUGAGAACCACUCCCCACACCAAGUUUCUCCGUCUGUGUCUCUCCCAUCCUUCCUGGUCUCUGAAUGCCUUCGCCUGUAUAAAGAGUUGGACUCUCUCCCCUGGUGUCUGUACUGUGUACACACAUCCCUCUGAGAAGCACAAGGAGACGACACGCGCAUUGUAACCUUCGCACUGUCUCGGUGGCAACAUAAAGGAAGCUGUGAAUCACAAGCUCUGCCUCUUUCUGGCCUCACCUUCUCCCCCAGUCCUAGGCACCCUCUGCCCUCCCUGUAGCCUUAACAUUCCCAUCCCCUGCUCCACCCAUUCCAAUGCCCUUUGCCUGGCUGACUUUGGCCUCCCCAGGGAAGGGAUUAUUAUGAGAUAGCCCUUACCUAGGGGAUGAAAACUGCCCUGGAUAUUAAGCCACGAAUUCCUCCCAAGCUGGCAGCCAGAGUGUCAGAAACAAAAGGGAGCUGGGGAUUGGUAACUUGCAGCUGGGACAGUGGGGUGCUGAUAGGCGGGAAGGGAGGUCCUCAGUCAGUGGCCUUUCCCUCCUUCUGGGUGCCCAACCCCCUUUCCUCACCUGAUACUCAAGCCCACCACUGGAAUUUUCUCGUGAGGUGGGAUUUGGUAAAGGGAGGAAAGAGGCCAAGAAGGGGGAGUUGAAAGUUCUUCCCUCCCUUAACAAGAGACAAAUGGGAGAGAGGACCUGCCUCUCCUGCCUUCCCACCAGGCAUUUCUCCCAGGCCAGAGCCCCAACCCCUUCCUAGGCCUUCUGCCCAACUGUGACUCUACUCCGGGAUGGGAUCUAUGGGCAAGCUAUCUGUGCAUUGGCCUGGAGCUGAAGUAAGGCUGUUGAAUCGUUGAGAACUCUUGGUACUUGGGAGUUCCUCAGAGACUAGACCUCCUGAGAGGGAAGCAGUAGCAAAGGCCAAGAAGUGUGCACUGGAUGAGGGAACAGCAGGCGGGGUUUGGGUGACGCAUGCCUCUGGUCUAAUAAAUUGGGUUUCAACCACUGCUUCUUCA